Molecule: messenger RNA, 3400 nt
Organism: Adelges cooleyi (spruce gall adelgid)
Lineage: Eukaryota; Metazoa; Arthropoda; Insecta; Hemiptera; Adelgidae
Product: non-lysosomal glucosylceramidase
Exons: 18
Coding region: 421-2850 (809 amino acids)
Biological process (GO): carbohydrate metabolic process; glucosylceramide catabolic process
Cellular component (GO): membrane
Molecular function (GO): beta-glucosidase activity; glucosylceramidase activity
Source: RefSeq, a predicted model, not a curated record
UAUAUCUAUAUCUAUCAUGAUUGAUAAAACAAUUUUCCAUUGUGGUCUGUGAGCUGUCUAAAUAAUUCAUAUUACAGAAUAGAGGCACAGAAUAACUGUGUUAUUCUGUGAUAGAGGUACCUACUUAAGCAGUCUUCAGUUGCACUGUUCACAUUCAACAUAUUAAAUAUUUCAUUUAUUUCAAAAUUAGAUCUCGGCCGUAACAAAACUUGUUCGAGGCUGCUGAGUGUUGACCGGCAUCCAACGUGAACUAACAAUUCUUAAAGGUUUAUAUAUUUUAAUAUAAAUCAUUAUAUUUUUUAUUAUUACGGAUUCCCAUGUUCAAUCUUCAAUAUUAGGAGGUUAACCAUUAUUAAUACACAAUUUAUGUAUUGCUCAAUGUAAGUCGAGUUCAUAAAUUAUAAACAUUUUAAAACAACAAUGUCUUCGGAUAUUCCAAAAUAUGGUUGGAAAGUGGAUUUUGACAAUAAAUACCCAGAUCCUAGAACACCUACAUAUAUACCAAGGAUCAAACAAAUCAUUCAAAUAUUACCUCUAAUAAUUAGGUACGUUAUUUACAUGCUAAUGUGUUACAUAAAAGGUCAAAAGCCUAUAAUGGAUUUCUUAUUUCCAAUUCGAUCACAACACAUGUAUGGAGUACCAUUAGGUGGUAUUGGUGGUGGAACUAUUGGACGUGGGUUUAAAGGAGAAUUUUGUCGUUAUCAAGUUGUACCUGGUAUGUACGAAUAUAAAACUAUUCGUGCCAAUCAGUUCAUUGUCACUAUACAAAAUUCUGAAAAUAUUACUGUUUACAACAAUGUUUUGUCAUCUUUAAAAUGUGACAAUAAAACUUUAUAUAAUUGGAAAUGGGAUUUUCCAACAAAUUGUGCUAAAUAUACUGGACUUUACCCCAGAUCAUGGACUGAAUAUUUAAUACCUGAACUCGACAUCAAGUUGGUCUGUAAACAAAUAUCUCCCGUGAUCCCAAACAAUUAUAAAGAUAGUUGUGUACCAGGUGGUGUUUUUAUAUGGACUGUAGAAAACAACAGUAAUUCACAGUAUAACAUCAGUAUUACAUUUACAUUUGCCAGUGGAAAUGGAGUUUCUUCUUAUAACACAGAUGAAGCAAGUUGUGAACCAUUUAAUGUAAAUGAAGAUGGAACUGAAGUUGCUGGUUCACUAAUACAUAACUUCUUUAAGAAUAUGAAAUGUACUUAUGUUAUUGGUGGAAAAGUCAAAGAUCGUGGAACACUUAGUCAAUUAAAUUUUGAUCCUAAUAGUAAUGGAAUGUCUGUAUCGAAGAGUUUGAAGUUAUUUGGAGAACUGAAAGAAAUGGGGGAAAAAAAAGAUAAUUUGUAUUCUAAAGGUGAAGAAGUUGCAAGUGCAGUUUGCAUCAAACAAUGUUUAAAACCUAAUUCGUCUGAGAAAUAUGAGUUUGGAUUGUUUAUAGAUAUGCCAAAAAUUAAAUUUCCUAUGUCUCAAAUUGAGUAUUUAAGGUAUUACACAAAAUUUUUUGGAUGUGAUAGUAAAACUGGACCUAAAAUAUUUCAUUAUUCUAUGAAAAAUUAUAAAAUCUGGGAACAAGAAUUAGAUAAAUGGCAAAACCCUAUUCUUAAUGACACGUUGCUACCGGAUUGGUAUAAAAGUGCUAUAUUUAACGAAUUAUAUUUUGUCGCUGAUGGUGGUUCAGUUUGGUUAUUACCUCCAAAGGAUGACCACUUAGACGUUACCGAUCCUAGAUAUGAAUAUGGUUACUUUGGAUAUUUGGAAGGUCAUGAGUAUCGUAUGUAUAAUACUUAUGAUGUUCAUUUCUAUGCAUCCUUUGCAUUAGCGACAUUAUGGCCCAAACUACAAGCAUGCAUACAGUAUAAAUUUCGUGAUACAAUUGAUGUUUCGUUGCAAAUAACUAGAAAACAUUUAUUUCAUGGAACAAGUGGCUUACGGAAAUAUAAAUACAGCGUUCCGCAUGAUUUAGGAGAUCCUGAGGAGGAUCCGUUUAGUUUAGUGAAUGCUUAUUUAGUGCAUGAUGUGUCUGAAUGGCGAGAUCUUAACUUGAAAUUUGUUCUUCAAUGUUAUAGAGAUUACACUUUGUUUAAGGACAAAAAAUAUUUGAUCGAUAUGUUUCCCCAGAUCAACCAUGUAAUGGAGAGAUGUUUAGUUUGGGAUACAGAUCAUGACGGCAUGAUAGAAAAUUCUGGCUCAGCGGAUCAAACUUUUGACACAUGGAUUAUGACUGGCGUCAGUGCUUAUUGUGGAGGAUUAUGGAUAGCAGCUCUUUACAGUACUAUUAUAAUAGCAACAAUAUUAGAAGACGAUAAAGUUAUAUCAAAAUACUCUGCAAUAUUAAUUAAAGCCAAAGAGUCUUUUAAUAAAGUUCUAUGGAAUGGCGAUUAUUACAAUUUCGAUUCAUCUGGCCAACCGCAUUCAAAGUCUAUUAUGGCUGAUCAGUUAUGCGGUCAAUGGUAUUUAAAAUGUUGCGGAGUGGAAGAAGAAGUUUUUCCAACCGACCAAGUUAUAAAAGCUCUAUCAACUAUAUACAAAAUGAACGUACAAGGAUUUAAUGGUGGUACAAUGGGAGCAGUAAACGGUAUGAUGCCUGAUGGAAACGUUGAUACAUAUUCGUUACAAAGUGAAGAAGUUUGGACCGGUGUUACUUAUGCCUUAUCUGCAUUAAUGAUCUCUCAUGGUUUAAGGGAAGAAGGUUUUAAUACCGCCAAAGGAAUUUACAACACUGUUUACAACAGUAUAGGAAUGGCUUAUGAGACUCCUGAAGCAUUCUAUUCAAAAAAAGCAUAUCGCUCAGUCGGAUACAUGAGACCACUUAGCAUAUGGUCUAUGCAACUUAUUUUAAAUAAUAUUAGUAAAAUCUAAUUCCAAUUGACUAUUUUAUAAUAAUGGUAGAUCACAUUUUUAGUACAGUGAAUAUGAAAAUAAAAACUAUUACAGAAGUAUUUAUAGAUGGACACAAUGCAAAACUACUACAGAAAUCCAAAGUGCAUGAUUGAUUUGAUAUGAUCGGAUUUAAAGUAUUUUCAAUUGGUUCCCACGGGCAAAGUUUACACGAUUCCUUAGUCAUUGGUAUUGCAUGCUCAUUCAAUAAAAACAUAACUUUAUUGCCUUCUCUACAUUUGUAAAACACGGCUAUGAAAUUUGAUGCAAAUGGGUCUAUGAAUGAUGUCCUCCAGUUUCUGCCUCUCUGCUUUUCAAAGUUACUACUCAAUAAUGGUAUGUUGUCUUUUGCAAUACCCAUACGAGUCACAAUACUCAAUACGUUAGGCGUAUGUCCAAAAUAAAAUACUCCUGAUGGAGUAAUUUGUCCUCUAGCGAUGUUUCUAAAUUACAUAACAGUAAUGUUAUAAUUUUAUAUAGCAUUAUGCACUAAUUUAUAUUUUUAAUGAAAUAAAAAAAAUUUUUACUUGAA